Messenger RNA from Saccostrea cuccullata (small rock oyster), 3920 nucleotides. RefSeq names its product retinal guanylyl cyclase 2-like. Gene Ontology annotation, cellular component: plasma membrane. Lineage: Eukaryota; Metazoa; Mollusca; Bivalvia; Ostreida; Ostreidae. The record is from RefSeq and is a predicted model, not a curated record. Gene Ontology annotation, biological process: cGMP biosynthetic process; intracellular signal transduction; protein phosphorylation. The transcript is spliced from 19 exons. Bases 1 to 2985 code for a protein of 994 amino acids. Gene Ontology annotation, molecular function: guanylate cyclase activity; ATP binding; protein kinase activity.
AUGACAUCCAGGGAAAUCAUCCAGUCAGAACAAUUUUUGAUGCGAGAUGCCAUAAUUUUGGCCAUGAAUCCGGGUGAUGCAGUGUCUCUGAUGGACAUUGCAGAUAAACUUGGGACUGUGGGUCAUGUCUACUUUCUUCCCGCCAGAUCUCCGUUUUUCAACACAAGCAUAAUCAAUGAAGGUGUGCAAAAUUUGGGAUCUCACACCUAUCAAUCCCUUUUUGUUUUAUACCCUAUGUUCAAUUCGACGGUAAGACCUUAUAAUACAACAACUCACGAACCAGAAAAAAGUGAUUACGUCAGCAAAUCAUUGUACGAUGCUGCUUCCUGUAUAUUUCAAGGAAUGUACAACAACUACAUGAAUAUUUCUGUACGGAAUCAAAGAAGUGUAUUGGAUUUAGUAGGGACACAGUUUACAAAUGGUAAUGAAACAUUUACUUAUUCUGCGACAGGAGAACGUUAUUUUCACUUUGGCUUACUAGACAUCGAGGAGAAUCUUGGGAGAUUGACAUUCAGCAGGGUAGUAUACAAACAGAAUAGAAAUGGAGGCUGGAUACAAGGGAUCGUUAGCGACAUUGACUGGGCGGACGACAAAGCGGUACAGCCAGACCCGUGCUUCAUGCGCCAUGACUGUACCCCAACAGAUGAAAUUAACCUAGGCGUUGCCGUGGCUGUCCCGCUUACCUUACUAAUUAUUAUAGGAGUAGGAUCCUUUAUACUCAUAGUGCUUUGGAAAAAGCGGAGAAAGAUCAGUAUGACAAAGGGGCCUAAUAAAAUUCUCUUAGAAACGGAAGAUUUGACCUAUCUACAUAAAAAGGAGGCAAAAUCUGUCAAAAUUAACAGCGGUCCAUUCCUUGACAAACCUGACCUAGUGAAAACCUCUGAGAAAUCAAAUCGCUCAUUGGCCAGUCUUCACGAGUUUUCAGAGUUCUCAGAAAUAGCAAAGUACAAGGGGGAUGUAGUCUUUGUGAAGGAGAUCAAAGUAAAGGGAUUUGAAAUAAAAGGCAAACUGUUGUCAUACAUACGCACGUUGCGAGACAUACGCCACGAGAACGUGAAUCCGCUAUAUGGCUUCCUCAUUGAUCCUUUGAGACCAGCUCUUGUCUCCGAGUACUGCAGCCGCGGGAGUCUUUGGGAUGUCCUGAAGAACGAAAAUAUCAAGCUAGACUGGGACUUCAAGGUGUCUUUAUUAUCAGACGCGGUCAGGGGACUAAGAUUCAUCCAAAACUCCACCAUUCGGUACCAUGGAAAUUUGAAGUCCCGGAACUGUGUCAUUGAUAGUCGUUGGGUGUUGAAGCUAUCGGAUUUUGGAAUGCCAGGGUUUAGAGAAUGUGCCAAAAUGACAGCCAACUACGAUGUAGAACAGUUGCUCUGGACGGCUCCAGAACAUUUACGGGACCCAUUUCCAGGAAUGAAAGGUUCUGAGAAGGGCGAUAUUUAUAGCCUUUCUAUUAUAACACAGGAAGUAAUAUUAAGACAGGAACCAUAUGCAAUGCUGGAAUAUAAAACAAAAGAACUAAUACAAAGACUAAGGAAUCCUCCACCCCUUACCCGUCCAAAAGUUUCCCCACAAGCAGCGCAGCCACAAUAUAUCAUGUUAAUGAAACAGUGUUGGUCAGAAAACCCCGACCUCAGGCCCUCAAUAGAGGACAUCUACCAACAGUACAAAUCGAUUAGUGGGGGAAAAAAAACAAACAUUGUCGACUCUAUGUUUCGGAUGUUGGAAAAGUAUUCAAAUGAUUUGGAGGAUAUAGUGAAAGAACGAACAAUCCAAUUAGAGGAGGAAAAGAAAAAGACUGACCUCCUUCUUUUUAGAAUGUUACCUCCGACUGUGGCUGAAAAACUCAAGUUAGGGCGGCCUAUAGAGGCAGAGGAAUUUGCCGAGGUGACAAUUUACUUCAGCGACAUCGUUGGAUUUACAACGAUAUCAGCAAGAAGUACACCAAUGCAAGUCGUAGACCUUUUAAAUGAUCUCUACACGAUGUUCGAUGGGACCAUAGACAAUUAUGAUGUCUACAAGGUGGAAACCAUUGGAGACGCCUACAUGGUUGUGAGUGGUAUUCCAGUGCCAAAUGGAAAUCGUCAUGCCGGUGAAAUCGGUACAAUGGCGCUCGAUCUUCUCAGUCAGUGCGGGACUUUCACUAUACGUCACAUGCCGGAAGUUCCUUUACGGCUACGCAUUGGCCUUCAUUCUGGUACAUGUGUAGCAGGAGUUGUCGGACUCACUAUGCCAAGAUACUGUCUCUUUGGAGACACGGUUAAUACGGCUUCCAGAAUGGAAUCUACGGGUGCUGCAUUUAGGAUACAUAUCAGUCAGGCGACAAAACUUGUUCUAGAUGGACUUGGAGGAUAUAUCAUAGAAUACAGAGGAGAAGUGGAAUUAAAGGGCAAAGGAAUGGCCAAGACGUACUGGUUGAUCGGAAAAGAUGGGUUUAUUAAACCUCUUCCGGAGCCACCGCCAUUAAAUGAUGGAUGUAAUCACGGACUAGAUUCGAUUCUAAAUCCUGUUGCAUCCUCGACGGCGGACCUAAAAGAAAGCACUGCUUCAAGCGAAAGUGAUGGUCUUAAAAGUAUAUCUCCCUCAAAAGUUUCUCACAAAGAACGCAAUAGUUCAGCAACGAAGGAAAAGUCCAGCAAACCAAAAGGGCCUUCUCAUAAAGGAAAACCUCUGAAUGAUAAUUUCUCAAACAUUAACGAGGUUUCUCAUAAUAAACAAGAAGACCAUUCUGAUAUCUCUCAUUCGCUGGAUAACAAGCCACUCGGAAAUUCAGUCAAUCAUAGCAAUUCUCUUUCUUCAUUCAAGAAAGAUAAUAUGCAUGAUCAUAAGAAAAGUAGCAAUUAUCGUAUGAGUAAGUAUUCAAAUGCGAUGGCGGAUAAGAUCAAUACGGAACCCAGUGCGGUGUCUACAUCAGAACUUCAUAUGACUGUCCUCUCAAAGCAUGACGACAAAGUAACAAAAAAGUUAUCCCCAGUCGCAGAAGUCUAGAGGAUCGAGUCCAGUUUGAUAACUAUUGAUGGGAAAUAUAAAUGAUCUCAAAACUCGUAUGAGAGGUAUUUGAUUAAUGAUGCUUGUAAACUUAAUCGACUCUGAAUAGCAUUAAUUUAUUGUCUUAUUGACCUCCUUUGUAUACACCUUUUUUACGGGCUUAUAUAUGUAUAUGAUAUAUUUUGGUGCCUGGUUAAGUGUUUUAAUUUGUCUGCUUAAAAGUUCUUUGUAACCAAGGAUUUAGGAGGAAAAGCUCUUUGCAUUGAAUUUAGUUAAAGUUUGACAUGAAAAUUAUUACUUGUAAUUGAGCAGAGAAAAAGUGAAAGAAAACCUGACAAUUUCUGAAAGAAAGUUUAUGUAGCAAUUUCAAAAAAUGCUCUUUUACUCUUGUAUCUGUCCUUCACAUUGAAUUUUAUUUACGAGGAGCACACGGCGGAUGUGACCAGUCGGCAGGUGAUGCUCACUCCUCCAUGGCAUCUGAUCUCACCUCUAAUGUUUUGGAGAUCUUUGUUUGCUCUGCUCCUAUUUCAUAUUGUUUUAUGGACCUUUGAUCUUGAAUACUGUUCGUAAUUUCCCAUUGUUUCAUUUAAUAAAAUACACUGCAAAAGAUCGGAUGAUUUUGAAUAGAAACAGUUGACUUAAUAUACUUGUUUAUUUCCGAGGGUUGUCCAGUAAAAAUCGUGGGUAAAAUGUUUAACGUGAACAUUAAUCAACGCUGCCUUUUACGAUUUUUCUGAAUCUUUAGUUCAUUUUUAUCAAAAACAUAGCAAAUUUCAAAAGCUGCUAAAAACUGGGUAUACCCAGUUUAAAUUAUGGGAAUUCUAAUGAAGCAACAGAUUCUCCCUUUUAAUGAUUUAAAAGACAACCUUUUCUCAACAGUCUGCAGAAAGAAUCUUUCGUUACUGCUUGUGGCAGAUUGUCUGUAUGUUCCACUU